Molecule: messenger RNA, 2163 nt
Organism: Symbiodinium necroappetens
Lineage: Eukaryota; Dinophyceae; Suessiales; Symbiodiniaceae
Source: the annotation of a GenBank genome assembly
AUGCUCCAGUGCUCAGCAGAGGGCUUUGACAUCUUCGUGGAGGAAGUCUUCCCUACCCUUCUGGCCGGCGGAUGCAUCGACAUGGUUCCGAAGCAGGUCUUGCUCAGCGAGGAGACGUUGCGCCGCGUGGUCAAAGAGGACGCCGUGACGCACCUGACAGUGAGCACGUCGCUUUUCCAUGCCGUCAGCGAUUUUUCGCUCCCUGGCCUACGCACGGUCAUUACAGGUGGCGAAAAGCUGAAGAAGCCGCAGUACGAGCGAUUCCAGCGGAAACAUCCAGACACUUGCAUCUUCAACACCUACGGCCCCACGGAGACGACGGUCAUCGCUUCGUUGCACAAGUGCGAACUGAACGAGGGCAGAGACUUGCCGAUCGGCAAACCCAUCCACGGGACAAGUAUUUAUGUGGCGAAGGGUGUCCAGCUUUGCCCUGUCGGCGUUGCCGGUGAGGUCUACAUAGGCGGCGCAGGUGUCUCCCCCGGCUACCUCGGUGCAGAGGCAAACAACGAGGCCUUUCAAAAAGACUUGUCAGAUGGCAGCCGCUACAUGUUCCGCACGGGAGACCUGGCAAGAUGGCUGCCAGAUGGCAACCUCGAGUUCGUGUCGCGGGUGGGCAAGGGCCAGGUGAAGAUCAGAGGCUUUCGAGUGGAAAUCGGGGACGUCACCAGGACUCUCCUUGAGGCGGAGGGCCUGAACGACUGCUACGUCCUGCCUGUGACAAGGACCUCCGAUGGAGAUUCCUCUGAGAUGGCUUUGGUCGCCUUCAUCGUCAUGGACGAGGGCCAUCCCGGAACGGAGAGCGAUGCUCUCGCCCGGCUGCGGCGCUACGCGGCGAGCAAGCUACCGGCUUACAUGGUGCCAUCUUCGUUCAUUCCAAUGGAGCGGCUCCCUCUUACGGCCUUCGGCAAGAUUGACGAGAGGAGCUUGAAGGAUAUCUACUCCCAUACACUGCAGACUCGCCAAAACGCCACCCUGGAGACGCACCGAGGGGAGGCCCUUUCUGCAGGUCGCACCGACGCAGAGAGGGAGAUGUUGUGCAUCUGGCAGGACGUUUUGGGCGUUGAGGACAUUGGUAUUGAUGACAACUUCUUCGAGCUGGGCGGCACCUCUUUCCAGGCGUUGCAGGUGGCCACCCGAGCAAAGGGUGCCUUUGAGGUCAUGGAGCUUUUCCAGACACCAACCAUUCGCGAGCUCAUGGGUUCCUCUGCUGCUCAGUUGAGCUACCUCGUCCCGCUUCGACGGCCUUCGAGACCGAGGAAGCUGGCAUUCUGCCUUCCUGGCUUUGGUGGAAAUGCCCGGGCUCUUGGCGAAGCCGCAGAUGGGAUCUUCUCGGCGGAUGCUGCUGUCUUUGGUCUCCGGCCCAAGGGCAUGGUCAAUGUUGCGGCAGACCCACCUCUGGAGGACCUGGAUGACAUGAUUCGUCACACCACGUCGGUGAUUCAGCAGGCCAUAGCAGACUCGGGCCUGGACCCCGAGAACAUCACUCUCCUGGGCUACUCUGCGGGUACCCUGCUGGCUCUCGGUGUCGCAGACGCCUUGAAGACAGCCGUGACAAAGGUGGUGCUUGUUGCACCCGGCUCUCCAACGUAUCUACCCGCCGACAACGUCGCACAGAAGACGGAGAGCAUGUAUCAAGACAUCCGCUACACGUCCUUGUUGCUGUCUCUCUUUCUGCAGCCCCAGGACCAGGACGUCAUCGGGCUGGCAGAGUCCAUCCAGACGAAGGCGGACCUGAUGAAGGUACUCUCGCAUGCCGGCAUAGAUGCAGCAACUGUUGAGCCUCUUCUGCCCUAUUUCGCCGCGCGCUACAAGACCCAGAAGGACCUGAACAUUGGCGAACUUACCUGUGGCAGCCGAGCAGAUAUCCUUGUGGUGAAGUGUGAAGGUGACGACUAUACCGGCUUCGACCAGCUGGUUGCCAAGAAUGGGCUGAAGGUGCAAACCCAGUGGUGCCCGCGUGACCACUUCGAGGUUCUCACUGCGCCUUCUGAGGAGUGGCAGCAAGUACGGAGCUUCUUGUCUCCAGCGGCCCCCGCUGCGCUGGGAAGCUCAGCCGCUUCCUUGCUUUCCGAAGAUGGCCCCUACCUCUGGGGAGGAGUCCCUGAGGAACGUGCUCGCCCCUCCUUUGCUCAGCCCUGGUCCCAAACAUCUCGAAUUCGAUAG